AUGUCCUCCGCACUUGGUCGCCCUGUCCGUGUCGGAGUCUUUGAGCACGACCCCGAUGCGUUCAAGUGCUUCCGAAAUCUUCCCCAUAAAACGUGCACCCGACCCGGCGGCGAGAUGGAAAUUGUGGAAAUGGUGAUGAAACUGCUGAACUGGGACUGGGAGGUGGUAGACACCGACAAGUCCUUCAACGUCGUCAAUGAUUUUGGGAACCUAAUGGAUGACGGGAAUUUCUCCGGAAUUAUGGGCCUGCUCGCCGAGGACAAGAUUGACAUGAGCGGCCUGUCAAUUAGAAUCACGCCGGAACGGAUGAAAGUGGCCCACUUCACAUUUCCCAUUCGCUAUUUUCAGCAAGUCUACAUCAUCAGCCGGCCGCCCGAAUCCGAUUUUCGCAAUUUCAUUUUUUCGACGUUUUCGCUAGAAAUUUGGCUGCUGCUGCUGGGGGCGAUAAUUUUGGUGGCGUCAUUUCGCUUUUUGGUCAACGUCUUCUUUCUGCAUCAUGAAGGCCCAAAAACGUCGAUUGGAACGAGAAGCCUUUUGGAAGUUUAUGCGAUGGUGGUACGUCAGAAGACGCCGCUGAUUAUUGAGCUGUAUUCAGGCGUUAUCCUCGACGGCACAAUGAUCCUCCUCACCAUGGUCAUGUAUAUUUAUUAUCAAUCGUCGAUGAAUUCGAAAUUGACCGCUCCGAGUGUCGCAGCAGUCCCCUUUCGGCAUCAGGAUCAGUUGAUAGACCUCCUCGAGCACCACAAAAAGUAUCUAACCUACUAUAUGGAUGUCCCGCUGGAGGGCUCAAAUCGAAAGAACGUCCGGAGGUUGAAGAAAAUACAGAAUACCAGUCGCAUCGUGACGCACAUGGACGAAAAAGGGCUGAUUAUGGAGAUGAAAAAAGGCGGUGUUUUCUACUCGACCUAUGACAUUGAAUUUCUUCCCAAUGCUGUUAGUUCUUGGAAUAAGGAACAAGAGCUUACCGUAAUCCGGGACACCACAGGGAUUAUUAGCUAUGUUGCCUUUGGCUUUAGUAAAAGUAAUAAGCGACUUUGUAAUAGAUUUAAUAAAGCACUCGUCCAAGUAUUACCCGGAAUCCCUCGAAUUACCUUGCGACCUGGAUACGGUAGAAAGAAAGACGCUGAAGAUUCGAUGGUAAAAGCAAAGCGGACUUCCCUAUCUUUGGUCAAGCAUUUGGAGCAGCUUUUUGAGCUUUACGUCAUAGGAAUGUGCUGCUGUGUCCUCGUAUUACUCCUCGAACAUGUUGCCAACCGCUUUUGGAGGAGUCGUCGGGAGCAAACUUAUGUCAUCACCGGCUCCGAGACGAAUCUCGACAAGUUGAAGGACUUGGUUAGAAAGAUGUCCACCUCGACCCUUCGCCGAAUUGACCGCCUGGAUUCCACGCAAACUGCCCAAGAUUCUCAGCGAGAAUUCCACCAAGAGCUGCCGGCAAUUCCGGAAGAUGACGAUUUGGAUGAUUCGAUUUUCACAAUAUCACCUACUCGGUUU
Messenger RNA from Mesorhabditis spiculigera, 1491 nucleotides. NCBI's taxonomy places the organism in Eukaryota, Metazoa, Nematoda, Chromadorea, Rhabditida, Rhabditidae. The record is from the annotation of a GenBank genome assembly.